AUGGCGAUUUUCGGCGACUUUGUCAAUGCUUUACUUUCGGGAAUCGCUUCCCGUCUUCUAACCCUCCUCGCUGUCCCACUCAAUACCCACUGGUCGGUCGAUCAUAUUACCGGAAACGCUAACAAACAAGUCUACACUGAGCAGAAGGUUGAAAUCGCUCCGGGCGAGAACGUAGGAGAUACUGAAGACGAGGAUUUCGAGUACAUGAAGCGGGUCUGA
Molecule: messenger RNA, 219 nt
Organism: Penicillium canariense
Lineage: Eukaryota; Fungi; Ascomycota; Eurotiomycetes; Eurotiales; Aspergillaceae
Exons: 2
Coding region: 1-219 (72 amino acids)
Source: RefSeq, a predicted model, not a curated record